AAAUUCUCCCCUCAGCAGAGAAAAUCCAUUCGGACGAAAAGCACGUUUCUUUUGUGAAGACGAGGGACGUCGGUUCCAGAAUUGCAUCAAACGUCAGCAGCCAGGAAAAGGCCAGCGGCUAAAUGACAACCGGGGAGGUCAUUUGGGCACACAGGUACUUCAGAUAUAAAAGCACGUGAAGUCCAGGCUGCGGUUAUGGGUUCAGUGACCAUCACGUUUAACUAUGACACUUAUUGGUACAGGAAUCUGAUAAGCAGUUGGUGCAGGCAAAUAUCCAUGACAGAGUGCGAAAAUAUUGUGGACACAAGCGUUGUGAACCAUAACGAAGACAAUGGAAGAGUGUUUAUUUCACAAAUAAAUGCAAGAAUUGGCAUAGUUAAUGUGACUAUGGUGAAUUUACAACAUUGGGACACAGGUCUGUAUAAAUGGCGGAUAUGGACUGGAACAGACUACAGUAUAAUUGAGAAUGUCUUGCUGCAGGUGGUUUUUGGACUACCAUCCAAAUUACAUGUGGUUAAUGUUAAAGCGUCUACUACUGUGGAAAUGAAUUGCGAAUAUAAUAAGAAACAGAAAUGGUCAAAAGCAUGGUACAAGAUAAUGGGUCAAGAUAAACUCCAGUGGGUGGUUCAUUCUGAUGGAAACAGGAAUAUGGACUACAGUUCAAGAUCUUUAGUGUUUGUUAAUGAACAAAAGGGAGUUCUGGUAAUGAAGAUUACAAACUUGGAACUUUGGGACAGCGGUUUAUAUCAGUGUCGUGAGUCAGGAGGUGAAAUCAUCUUGAAGGAAAUCUUGCUGCUGGUAACUUCAGAUUCAAAAUACAUAAGUCCAGUUGAUGUGAAAGCCAAUUUCAGCAAUGGACAGAAUAGUAACUCUACAGUCGAUGGCAAAAAUGAGCACCACAGAACCUGGGAUAUUCUACGCUGGAUACUUUUUUUAUGCAUGGGACUGUGUGUUCUCCUCUUUAGCUAUUAUCAAAAGUUUUUAGAAAGUUUAUCUUACAUUCAUCUGAUGUGUAAUCGAUCACUAAAAAGGACCUGAUUUGAAACCUGGAUACAUGACCGUUCACACACUGUAUUACUAAUUGCAAUUAUGCCUUUAUUUUGAACAUCAAAUGGGUUAAAUAUGUAUAUGCAAGGUUAUUUCAAAUAAUCUAUUAUACCUGUUACUCAGCAAGUAGUUGCUCAGUUAACAGCCUUAUGAGAAACUUAUGUCUGACUUUGUAGGAAGUUUAUUAGAAAUUAACUUUUUUUAACUUUUAUUUAUUUUAUUCAUACCUAUUUUGUUUUUCAACGUAUAUAAAAAAUAACAAAAAUAAAAAACAAACCACACUAUAAUUUCAGUAACACAUUAAUUUGGCCAAUUUUGACAACCAAGCACUUAUUUUACAAA
Messenger RNA from Hyla sarda, 1389 nucleotides. RefSeq lists its product as uncharacterized. The coding region runs from base 196 to 1038 and encodes 280 amino acids. The record is from RefSeq and is a predicted model, not a curated record. Lineage: Eukaryota; Metazoa; Chordata; Amphibia; Anura; Hylidae. The transcript has 6 exons. Gene Ontology annotation, biological process: regulation of peptidyl-tyrosine phosphorylation; positive regulation of ERK1 and ERK2 cascade; regulation of plasma membrane bounded cell projection organization. Gene Ontology annotation, cellular component: plasma membrane; cell surface. Gene Ontology annotation, molecular function: transmembrane signaling receptor activity.